This is a messenger RNA of Xiphophorus maculatus (southern platyfish), 631 nucleotides long. RefSeq names its product mitochondrial ribosomal protein S17 (gene mrps17). NCBI's taxonomy places the organism in Eukaryota, Metazoa, Chordata, Actinopteri, Cyprinodontiformes, Poeciliidae. The transcript is spliced from 3 exons. Gene Ontology annotation, cellular component: mitochondrial small ribosomal subunit; ribosome. The record is from RefSeq and is a predicted model, not a curated record. Gene Ontology annotation, molecular function: structural constituent of ribosome. Bases 103 to 543 code for a protein of 146 amino acids. Gene Ontology annotation, biological process: mitochondrial translation.
AAAGAAGAAGAAAACAUUAGCAGCAUGGAGACUCGCUGCAACUGAGGGAUUCUUGACCUUUCCAACUUAAUACUUUAAUCUGGUUUCAGAAAGCUGAGCAGGAUGUCAGGGAAAAAGGUUGUAGUCCAUGCCAGAUGGGUCAUCGGUAAAGUAAUCGGGACCAAGAUGCGGAAAACUGCUAAAGUGAGAGUGACAAGACUGGUGCUGGACUCCUACCUGCUGAAGUACUACAACAAGAGGAAAACCUACUUUGCCCAUGAUGCUUUGGAGCAGUGCACUGUGGGAGAUAUCGUCCUCAUCAAGGCUCUGCCUGUGGCAAGAUCCAAACAUGUGAAGCAUGAACUUUCUGAGAUCGUUUACAAAGUGGGCCGGGUGGUGGAUCCGCUGACGGGGAAAAGUGUCGCAGGGACAGAGUUUGUGGAGCCUCUGUCUGACCUGCUUCUAGAAGAGAAGAUUUCUCUGUCGGAUAAACUCAAAGAGCUGAACAUCUCAGCUGCCUCCGCUGCAGCUGAUUCUCCGUCUGUACAAACUCCUACUUCAUGAUAGAAAACUGUUUUCUUACAUGCCACUCUGUAAUGUUUUUGUUUCAAGAGUUAAUAAAAAUAUAAGUAUGUAAACAUUAUGGGUUCAA